AUUGCAAUCAAUAAAUCCAAGUAUUAUAAGACGAGUAAAGGUCUUCGUUUAGGCGCCGGGCCUUUCGUCAGCGCUCUUGAGUUCGCCACCGGACAGACCGCUCAGAUUGUGGGCAAACCUAAUCAUCAGUUCUUUCUGCAGGCUUUGGAACCGUUUGACUGCAGACCCGAAGACAGUGUUAUGAUUGGAGACGACGUUUGCGAUGACAUCGGAGGCGCUCAGAGCUUAGGAAUGGCCGGCAUUUUAGUGAAGACCGGGAAAUACCGUUCGGGAGAUGAGAACAAAAUCAAUCCUUUGCCUCAUUAUGUUUUGCCAUCUUUUAGUGAAGCCAUUGAUUUAAUUAUUCAAAAUAAUAGCUAA
Molecule: messenger RNA, 360 nt
Organism: Medioppia subpectinata
Lineage: Eukaryota; Metazoa; Arthropoda; Arachnida; Sarcoptiformes; Oppiidae
Source: the annotation of a GenBank genome assembly